Messenger RNA from Beta vulgaris subsp. vulgaris (sugar beet), 1554 nucleotides. RefSeq names its product repetitive proline-rich cell wall protein 1-like. The record is from RefSeq and is a predicted model, not a curated record. The coding region runs from base 54 to 1403 and encodes 449 amino acids. Lineage: Eukaryota; Viridiplantae; Streptophyta; Magnoliopsida; Caryophyllales; Amaranthaceae. The transcript has a single exon.
UCUUCCUUUUCUAGCAAUAACAUAAAUCUUUCGAAAGUCUAUAUUCCUUCAAAAUGACUCUCAAUCGUGUUUCUUUAAUGUCCUUCCUUCUCAUAACAUUGGUAGCAGUUGCAUCUGCCAGUGAUUAUAGUACCUACAGUCCUGCUCCUGCAUAUAAGACACCAUCUUAUUCUCCGGUGUAUAAAUCGCCUGUUUAUACUCCAUCUCCAGUGUACAAGUCUCCAAUUUAUUCACCAUCACCUGUUUAUAAGUCUCCAAUUUACUCACCAUCACCAGUAUAUAAGACUCCUGUUUAUACGCCAUCACCGGUGUAUAAGUCUCCCGUAUACACACCAUCACCAGUGUAUAAAUCUCCAAAGUAUACUCCUUCACCAAUUUAUAAGUCUCCAUCCCCUAUAUACAAGUCACCAGAAUACAAGUCUCCAGUUUAUACCCCUUCACCAGUGUACAAGUCACCAGUUUACACUCCAUCCCCAACAUACAAGACACCCGUUUAUACUCCUUCCCCAGUGUACAAGUCACCUGUUUAUACUCCUUCCCCAGUAUACAAGUCACCGGUUUACACUCCAUCCCCAGUAUACAAGUCACCGGUGUACACUCCAUCCCCAAUGUACAAGUCACCUGUUUACACUCCUUCCCCAGUUUACAAGUCACCCGUUUACACUCCUUCUCCUGUGUACAAGUCACCUGUUUACACUCCAUCCCCUGUGUACAAGUCACCAAUUUACACUCCAUCCCCUGUGUACAAGUCACCAGUUUACACUCCUUCUCCAGUGUACAAGUCAUCGGUUUACACUCCUUCCCCUGUUUACAAGUCACCCAUUUACACUCCUUCCCCAAUUUACAAGUCACCCAUUUAUAUUCCUUCCCCUGUUUACAAGUCACCGGUUUACACUCCAUCCCCUGUGUACAAGUCACCGGUUUACACUCCUUCCCCAGUGUACAAAUCACCUGUAUAUAGUACUCCUUCUCCUGUGUACAAGUCACCGGUUUACACUCCUUCCCCAGUGUACAAAUCACCUGUAUACACUCCUUCCCCAGUGUAUAAGUCACCAGUAUACACUCCUUCCCCAGUGUAUAAGUCACCAGUAUACACUCCUUCCCCUGUCUACAAGUCACCGAUUUACACUCCUUCCCCUGUGUACAAGUCACAUGUUUACACUCCAUCUCCCGUGUACAAGUCACCGGUUUACACACCUUCUCCAGUAUACAAGUCACCAGUUUACACUCCUUCUCCAGUGUACAAGUCACCAGCUUACACUCCAUCCCCUGUGUACAAGUCACCAGUUUACACCGCAUCACCAAUAUACAAAUCUCCUAUUCAUUCUCCAACUCCAGUUUAUACCCCUUCUCCAAUUUACAAAUCUCCAACAUAUACUCCAAGUCCUUCAUACGGAUACUAAGCAAAUACAACAAUUAAAAUGAUUGUUUUGAUUUGCAUAUCUUCAAAUUAUUGUAUCUUGUGUUUGAGAAGUUAAGUUGGGUGAAGUAGUUGUUUCAUAUCUAUUGUAUUGCUCUAUAUUCAAAUUAAUAAAGAAUUAUUGCUUUUGACUA